GUAAACACUCCUCUAAAGGAUUCCUAAAACUCGUUUGUUUUCCUUUGAAUCACAACUUAAACGCAGAGGAAGCUCUUGGUGGGACUCGCGUCUCUGAAGCUCUGAUGGUUCUUGGUCCUCUGCGGGGAACAGGUGAAGAAGACGCACGCGUUCAGGCGCCGUGAGGAUCCCGCGAGAACCGGUCCACGCCGAACCCCUGGUCCCCCCCCCCGGUCGCCAUGGCGACCAGCAACAGCACCCCUCAGGGCUGCGGCCCCGACCUGGACUCCCUCUACUACAACCUGUGUGACCUCAGCGCGGCGUGGGGCAUCGUGCUGGAGGCCCUGGCGGCGGCCGGCGUCGCCGUCUCCGCCGUGCUCCUCCUGGCGCUGCUGGCCAGCGGGCCCUUCGUGCGGGACAAGAACCGCGGGAGCUCGGUGGCGCUCAGCGCCGGCUUCCUGGUGUGCGCCGCCGGCCUCUUCUGCCUGACCUUCGCCUUCAUCGUGGGAAAGGACUUCUCCACGUGCGCCUCGCGCCGGUUCCUCUUCGGCGUGCUGUUCGCCGGCUGCUUCGCCUGCCUGCUGAUGCAGAGCGUGAGGCUGAACGUGCUGGCCCGGCGGGGCGGCGGCCCCCGGGCCUGGGCCCUGUGCCUGGGGGCGGCGGGCCUGUGGCUGGUGGAGGUGAUCAUCAACACCGAGUGGCUGAUCGUCACCGUGGUGCGCCAGCCGUGGGCGCCGCUCAACGCCACGGCCGCGAGCGGCGGCGACGCGGCGGCCGCGCCUUGCAACGUGGCCAACCAGGACUUUGCCAUGGCGCUGAUCUACGUGAUGGCGUUGAUCCUGGCCGCGCUGGCGGGGAGCCUCGCCGUCAUGGCGGGCAAACACCAACAGUGGAAGAAGGACGCCGCCUUCGUCCUCCUGACCUGCCUGGUCUCCGUGGGCAUCUGGGUGGCGUGGAUCGCCAUGUACGUCUACGGCAACGAGAGGAGCGGGGGCCCCACCUGGGACGACCCCACCCUGGCCAUCGCCCUGGUGGCCAACGCGUGGGCCUUCGUCCUCCUCUACACCAUCCACGACCUCUGCGUGGUGACCAGCGAGGACGAGGGCCAGCAGAGCUUCGGGCCGGACCUGUACCCGAGCCGAGGGGUCGGCUACGAGACCAUCCUGAAGGAGCAGAGCUCCCAGAGCGUCUUCAUGGAGAACAAGGCCUUCUCCAUGGACGAGCCCAAACAAGCGUCCAAGCCCGUGUCCCCGUACAGCGGCUACACGGGUCAGCUGCGUGGUUCCGUGUACCAGCCCACGGAGCUGGCCCUCAUCAGCAAAGCGGGUGGAAACCACCCCCCCAUGGAGGUCUCCUAUGACAUCAGCAUCCCCAGAGCCUCCACCCACUCAGCGGCCGACAGCGGGAGCAGCACGCCGCCCACGCAGGCCGCGCUCACCAACGGGAAGAGCGGGGACACUCCCCAGAGGACGUCCCAGUGGUGAACUCCUGCUGUUGCUCCGAACCUUGGAUCUAUCUAUGUGGACACUGCCCCCCCCCCCCCUGCCCCCUCCCCAGACCUGCUGUGCAGAGCCUCAUUUGGAAAUCAAAGCUGUGGCUUUGAGGUGGUGUCAGUGACGGUGCUGACACAGCAUUAUAUUCACACAGUGCCCCCCCCCCCCCCCCUAUCCCCCCACCACACAGAUCACAAAUAAACCUGGUGCGACUUGAUUUACUCUCUUUGGAAUGUGAAUAUUGGGGUGAAUCAGAGGGUCAAAGGUCAUAUGAGCAACUGGUGCUGGGUUGAUGUAAAUAUGUUAACGCUUGUAUGAAUAUGUUUAUUUAAUGUAUGAUUUAUUCCUACCAAUCAAACAUCAAUAGAUGUGAAGGUGUCCUUAUCUUAGUCCAUUAAAGACACCAAACAGAUUACAUGAGACACCUUUAUGUCCGGAGUCCCCGGGCCCCCCCGCCCCCCCCCCCCACCGGGACGGCAGCGGAGGCCCCCCCGUCAUCAUCUAGCAGCUGAUUCAUGACGUCGAUGCAUCUCUUCGCUGUGUUGACUGACAACAGGACUCACCUCGGAUGUCUUUACUCAAUAAACAGCGUCCUGCUCAGCGUGGCGUCUUACUGGAGACGAGGGUGGAACCGCAGGCGGCUUUUCUCAGAACGGACCGGCCCUGUUGACAGUGGUGUCGUGUUUUCAUUGCACACACGUCCCGAUGCGGCUCCGGGACCAGUUGUGGGUUCAGCGCGUCGUGAGAGGGACAAACAGGUCGAUCGGGUUCAUCAGCUGGUGCAAACACACGCAUUGAUCCGAGGUCACACCACACCAACUCACCGAGGUCACCGGAGGAGGCGGAGCCGUCGAUCCGGGUUCAGUCCGUUAGGGUUCAAACACUGAGGGAGCGUCCAGAGACGCACGCAACGCCCACGACCAAAUACGGUCACUUCCUGUUCGUUAGCCAAAGGUCAGAGUUCAAAGUGCUGAAUUGGGGGCUUUAAACCGCAGCAACUUUAACGCAGACACACAACAAGUUUAGUUCUUCAUUUUUCUUUGCUGACCGACUGAGACCAGAACCCGGUGCUCGGGUCCGUCAAAGCCCCU
Pungitius pungitius (ninespine stickleback) is the source of this 2563-nucleotide messenger RNA. It is a transcript of the gene gprc5c, whose product is annotated as G protein-coupled receptor, class C, group 5, member C. The record is from RefSeq and is a predicted model, not a curated record. NCBI's taxonomy places the organism in Eukaryota, Metazoa, Chordata, Actinopteri, Perciformes, Gasterosteidae. Gene Ontology annotation, cellular component: plasma membrane; signaling receptor complex; intracellular membrane-bounded organelle. Gene Ontology annotation, biological process: G protein-coupled receptor signaling pathway. Gene Ontology annotation, molecular function: protein kinase activator activity; G protein-coupled receptor activity. The transcript is spliced from 5 exons. The coding region runs from base 219 to 1463 and encodes 414 amino acids.